AUGGGACAGUGGGUUAGACUGAGUUGCCUUCUAUUGGUGUUACUGGUCUCUGGCCCAGAGUUGGUGGUUUCCAGGAAGCAUGUCCUAGCCAGGAAUCGGAGACAGUAUGACUCCUGGUGGGGGAGGACACAGUCUGGUUUGGGGUCCUCCAGGCUGAAUGUUGGGGUGGUGGGUCAGUCCAGACAGCUGCAGACUUCUGUCCAGAAUCCUAUUAGCGUGCAAUGUAUGGAGGACACAAUGGUGGUAAUUGUAAAGAGGGAUCUCUAUGGAAAUGGGCGGCUGGUAAAAGCCUCUGAUCUGAGACUGGGUCCCAGGCAGUGUAUUCCAAGCUCCCAGAGUACAGCAACUACGGUGAUCUUCCAGCAGGGGCUGCAGGACUGUGGCAAUACCUUACAGACGACUUCUGACUGGCUGAUCUACAGCACAAACUUGACCUACAGUCCGACUCCUUCCAGGAACAGCCCAAUCAUCCGGACCAACUCUGCUGUGAUUCUCAUCCGGUGCUUCUACCACAGACAUGGAAAUGUGAGCAGCAAUGCCAUCAAACCAACAUGGAUUCCCUACAGCUCCACCAUAUCUGCAGAGGAACAUCUGUCCUUCUCGUUGAAGCUGAUGAAUGAUGACUGGAGUGCCCCACAGACCUCUACAGUGUUCACUUUAGGUGACAUCUUCCACAUAGAGGCUUCUGUGGACACCACAAACCAUGUGCCUAUGAAGAUCUUCGUUGACAGCUGUGUGGCGACAUUAUCCCCUGAUGCCACCUCCAGCCCUCGUUAUGAGAUCAUUACUCAGAAUGGGUGUUUGUUGGAUGGCAAGCAGGAGGAUUCGUCCUCUGCCUUUAGAUCCCCGAGGCCCACACCAGACCGGCUCCAGUUCACAGUUGAUGCCUUCAGAUUUGUUGGAUCUGAUAACUCAAUGGUCUACAUCACCUGUAACCUGAGAGCUGUUGCAGAGAACCAGGUACCUGAUCCCAUGAACAAGGCCUGUUCCUUCAGAAAAUCCACCAACCUAUGGAUGGCUGUGGCAGGCACUAGUGGGAUAUGUAGCUGCUGUGAUAGUAUGACCUGUGCUACUGCAGGUCAGAGCAGGCGUUUUGGGUCUCUCUAUCCUGGCCAGAGUAGAAUUGGCAAAAGAGAAGCUGAUCCUGUGCAAGAACAUAAAGUGACCACACUGGGACCUCUGCUGGUGAUCAGCACAGAACAGAGCCAGGCCCACACUGUGACUCCUGUAUCUAGCCUUGUGCAGCUAUGGGUGGUGGUGGCUUUUGUCUCUUUGAGUCUUGUCAUACUCACAGUUUUUGGCAUAGUUGGGAAGCUCCCCUUCAAACUAAAUUGUCGGAAAGCAGGUUUGAAAUAAACA
Molecule: messenger RNA, 1359 nt
Organism: Pelobates fuscus (common spadefoot toad)
Lineage: Eukaryota; Metazoa; Chordata; Amphibia; Anura; Pelobatidae
Product: zona pellucida sperm-binding protein 3-like
Exons: 8
Coding region: 1-1356 (451 amino acids)
Source: RefSeq, a predicted model, not a curated record